Acanthosepion pharaonis is the source of this 1221-nucleotide messenger RNA. Lineage: Eukaryota; Metazoa; Mollusca; Cephalopoda; Sepiida; Sepiidae. The record is from the annotation of a GenBank genome assembly.
UUGCUCUCUCUAUCUCUCUCUCUCUCUCUCUCUCUCUCUCUCUCUCUAUCUAUCUAUCUAUCUAUCUAUUUGUCUAUCUAUCUAUCCAUGUCUUUCUCAUGUCUACCCAAAAAAUAUCGUCGUUUGUCUGAGAAGCGUACAACAGUCCGUCCACGUAAGUCCGAGGUCACUCGGUUCAUUUGCUGGCGAAAGUUUAGGCGUAAAUUAGAGGAAAUAGGUGCAGCCCCUUUUCCCUCACUUUUUAAUCUCUCUUUUUCUCUUUUCCUUUUCUUCUGUUAUUUUUCUAUUUUAUGCCCCCACUCUCCUUGUUUAAAUUUCUUUAAUUUGACUCUCUUUCUCUUUAUCUCUGAUAUCUUUCGCUUUCGCUUUCCAUUAUUUACGUUCUCUUGUUUAACUAUCUUUCCUGUUUUAAUCUUUUUUCUUUCUUUCUUUCUUUCUUUCUUUCUUUCUUUCUUUCUUUCUUCCCAUUUUGCUUUCAUCCCAUUCUUUCUUUCUUUCUUUCUUUCUUUCUUUCUUUCUUUCUUUCUUUCUUUCUUUCCUCCCAUUCUUUCUUUUCUGCCUUUUUUCCUACUCAUUCUUUCUUUCUUCCCAUUCUUUCUUUCUUUCUUUCUUCCCAUUCUUUCUUUCUUUCUUUCUUUCUUUCUUUCUUUCUUUCUUUCUUUCUUUCUUUCUUUCUUUCUUUCUUCCUAUUUUGCUUUCAUCCCAUUCUUUCUUUCUUUCCUUCUAUUCUUUCUUUCUAUCCUCCCAUUCUUUCUUUUCUGCCUUUCUUUCUUCUCAUUCUUUCUUUCUUCCCAUUCUUUCUUUCUUUCUUUCUUUCUAUUUUGCUUUCAUCCCAUUCUUUAUUUCUUUAUUUCUUUCUUUCUUUCUUUCUUUCUUCCCAUUCUUUCUUUCUUUCUUUCUUUCUUUCUUUCUUUCUUUCUUUCUUUCUUUCCUCCCUUCUUUCUUUUUUUAUUUUUCUUGUCUUUCUCACCCUCUUUCUCUAACACAUCUCUCUAUCGCUCUUUGAAUUCCCUUUCUCUAAUACCACUUCUUAUCUCUCUCUUUUUCUUUCUCUCUCUAUCUUUUUGUCUUUCUUUUCUUUAUAAUUUUUCUCUUUUGAUGUUCACCCGACCGCCUUUCAGACCCGUUACGUUUUAUUGUAGACGCAUCUUAAGUUUUUCUUUGAUGUCUUUCUUUUUGCUUCUUCUUCUCCCCUUCUAUUGUUUAUUUUCUUUCCCUUAG